UACAUCCUCAUUUCCUUCCUCUGUGCCAUUUCUUCCAUUCCAUAUUUAUGUACUCGAUUUCUUGCGAUGGAUGGAGAUGAGUAGUUUUAAUUAACAUUUGUAAUCCUGUCCUCGCACUGUAAUAAGUAAUUCGUGGAGGAUUAUUUAAUUGACACGAUUUUUCGCAGUUUCUAUCAGGAAUCAAAGAUCAGCACAUAAAUUGGCAGCGCAAAAGCAGUGACCUUAUUUUAAUUUCUUCAUUACUGCAACGAUUGUUACGGUUUAUAUUAUCGAUUUUAGACUUUUUGUGCCAGAUAUUGUUUUAUGUCGUUUGAUUUAUUAGUGUGUGAAGGUACGGGCGUUGAAGAGACGAUUUUUUUGUGCCGUAGUGAUUUAUAAGAGGGAGCCGUGUCUUGGGGAAAAAGCAGCCCGGGCACUACGGUGGCCCCAGAAACACCAGUGCCAGCGCCCCAUCCACCAGGUGGGUGAUGAGCGGCGCGCGUGUUGUUGCAGGGGUGCUGGAGAUGACGGGCAGCGACAGCGUCCGCUUCAGCGGGCACACCCUCGACAAGGCCACCAAGGCCAAGGUCACCCUCGAGAACUUCUAUACGAAUCUCAUCUCCCAGCACUAUGAGAGGAAGCAGAGACUGGAAAAACUGGAAGAGUCUCUCAAAGAUGAGAAUCUCACAGAAAGUCAGAAGCAGGAGAAGCGGCAGCAGCACGCUCAGAAGGAGACGGAGUUCCUCAGACUGAAGCGGUCGCGUCUCGGCGUUGAGGACUUCGAGCCGCUCAAGGUAAUAGGCCGCGGAGCGUUUGGUGAGGUGCGGCUCGUACAAAAGAAAGACACCGGCCACGUGUACGCUAUGAAAAUACUAAGGAAAGCUGAUAUGCUUGAGAAAGAACAGGUUGCACAUGUGCGAGCUGAACGCGACAUCCUCGUUGAGGCUGACCAUCAGUGGGUGGUGAAGAUGUACUACAGCUUCCAAGACCCCAUGAACCUAUACCUCAUCAUGGAAUUCCUCCCUGGUGGCGAUAUGAUGACGCUGCUCAUGAAGAAAGAUACUCUAAGCGAGGAUUGCGCACAGUUCUACGUGGCUGAGACCGCUCUCGCUAUCGAUAGUAUACACAAGCUUGGCUUUAUACACAGGGAUAUAAAGCCAGACAACUUGUUACUGGAUGCUCGUGGGCAUAUCAAACUGAGUGACUUCGGGUUGUGCACUGGUCUCAAGAAGAGCCACCGUACAGACUUUUACCGAGACCUGUCUCGCGCUACCCCCUCCGAUUUCAGUGAGUAUCUACCACAAUGGAUUUACAACACCCAAUCAGUAUCGACGUCUUCAUCCGCGAUGGAUUCAAAGCGUCGCGCGGAAUCUUGGAAACGAAACCGACGUGCGCUCGCAUACUCUACAGUCGGUACUCCGGAUUAUAUCGCUCCUGAGGUCUUUUUGCAAACCGGCUAUGGACCACAAGCUGACUGGUGGAGUCUCGGCGUUAUCAUGUACGAGAUGUUGAUCGGCUACCCAAUUCCAGCGGCGGCGCCGAUCUCACAAGAGGGCGAAGUGGCGUACAAAGACUGGGUGUUCAUCAAUUACACUUUCAAACGGUUCGAGGGUCUGACACAGCGCGGGACACCAACAAAGAAAUGAGCCUCCACAUAGGGAACGCUGCUGCAGGAGACCGCAGCCUGCAUCGCCACCCUGCCCACUGUGAUCCAUCCCCCAACCCCUCCCCUGCCAUCCCUACCAUCCCUACCCAACUCGUACCCCACCCGACCCAACAGGCGGUCUACUCGCGCGGUAUUCGAUUGUGCAGCAUGUACUAUUCUGUGAUUUACAGUCGGUGUUCUAAUGUGUUAACUCGAACGUGUGGUUUUAAAACGUAAAACAUUGAAUUAUGUACGAUACAACACAAAUGUAAUCAGUGUGUUAUCAAAUGUGUUUGUAAGAUUGUGUGUGACGUUGUGUAACGUCGCAGUGUGUAGGACACUACACGUCGCAGCCCACUAAUCUCUCCUUUUAUUUUAUCCUUUUAUAUUUCUGUAAUGUUCAAAGAUCACUUAUUGUAUCAAAAUUAAAAAAAAAGUAUUUUUCGAAUCGUGGUUACCUGUCUAUUGCAAAGAAAUUAUUUACAUUUGACAGCAGCGAGAUUUUCUUUAUACACUCUAUGUAUACAUUGAAAUGUUUGAUGGUUAUUGUUGAGGUGUGGUAGCGGCCCAGUUACCCGGCUCCGCCUCGCGAUACAUUCAUAUACGUAUGCCAAUUAUUUUAAAUUAUACAUAACUAAUUGCAUUAUUGCUUGUUUAGUGUUAGUAUUCAAAAUGCAUUUGUAGCUGACGCCAGGAGUUUGGGAAGGGGCUAGAUAUAUAUGAAUUUGUAUAAUUUUUAUUAACUUAUGCGAAGCCCUUACCCAUCUCUUCCUUGCCAUUGCAAUUUCAUUUCAAGGGCAUUUAUUUUCAAAUUAUGUAAAACGAUGAAAUGUAACAAAUGUAUGUAAACGGCUAAAUUUGGAAGUGCUUGUUUUAAUGUAAUAUAACGCACCGCGCCGCUUUCCCGGUCCACAUAUAUUUAUGUACAUAACUGUAUAGAAUCGUGUGGCUAAUAAGCCAAAAAUCACUUCACUUGGAAUUCCGUCCAAAGGUUAAGUUACUGCCACAACAUGAAGUUAUUUAGCCGACAUUUGAGUUAUGAAAUAUCUAUUUAUUACAAUUUUAACAAAAAAGUGAUCAUCAAAAUCAAAUGAAUUACUAUUAGGGGUGUAAAAAACAAGCACGUCUAAUUUAAAUGAACUUUUUUUUUACAAUAAUCAUGUUUUUCAAAAUGUGCGACUCGUUACGUUUGUAUCGGAAAUAAAAAAGUACAUUUAAUUUUGAAUGUGAUAUUUUACACUAUUGUAUAUAUGAACUAUUUUGGUCAAAUCUAAAUUGAUGAAAUUCAUAUUAAAUCUAACGUCUGUGGGUUUCGGCCCUGAUAUUGUAUUAACAUAUCGUUAUCUCUGUUUUAUGAAAGAGAAUUUAAGAGAUGACAAUGUACGAUUUCAAUGAACUCAACAGAUGUAUUUUUAAAUAACAACAGUUAAUUUAUUGCUAAAUAUUGAGAAACAUUUUUUUUGUCCAUGACAGUUUACCUCAGCGCCUUUGGAAGCGGGACAUCUCAUUCUUUGUCACUGUUAAUGCGUCGCUUACAUUUAAUAUACUAAUUGCAUUUUUAUUUAAUUUGUGUAAGUUAUCAUGCAUCAUUAACAUUUACUAUCUUUUUAAUUAUCUUAAGCUGAAUGAAACUUUCAAAGCUCUGUCUAUCCCAUAAGGGCGACAACUUCCGUCGACCGAUUUACAUAUAGGAUACGCCGGUAUUUAUGUGUUAGAGAAUAAUUUUAGAUAUAACACAAGAACAAGUAGUUUGUAACGCCUGUAUUGCGAUGACGUGCGAAUUGUGUGGACAUACAUAAUUUAGUUACGUCGCUCUCUUAGCCAUCGGCUCGUUAAAUGAUACAAUUUUCAUGUAUUUGAAUAGUGAAUUGAUGUGAUUCAACCGUAUUAAUUGUGAUGUUUCGGUGUUAGCGAUGUGAAUAUGUGCUUAGGUAAUUGUGUGGGCGGGUCAUACGAGGCCCCGCCCCCGCCCCGCCCACCCCCGGCCGGCAAUCCGCCGCGUGCGCAUGUCCACCGACAUGACAUGCUCACCGCUUUGUACAUAGCACUGGAAUCUAUUUGAUAUCAGUUGUAAGUUUGCGUUCAAGACUCGCCGCUGCCGGCGACGUCACGCGCUGUCUCGCAUGUUUUUAACUUCUUAGCUAUUUGCUUUGUUAUUGUUAUUAAAAAAAAA
This is a messenger RNA of Papilio polytes (common Mormon), 3797 nucleotides long. It is a transcript of the gene trc, whose product is annotated as serine/threonine-protein kinase tricorner-like. The transcript has 10 exons. Gene Ontology annotation, biological process: intracellular signal transduction; peptidyl-serine phosphorylation. Gene Ontology annotation, molecular function: protein serine/threonine kinase activity; ATP binding. The record is from RefSeq and is a predicted model, not a curated record. Lineage: Eukaryota; Metazoa; Arthropoda; Insecta; Lepidoptera; Papilionidae. The coding region runs from base 468 to 1625 and encodes 385 amino acids.